This is a messenger RNA of Diospyros lotus (date-plum), 2359 nucleotides long. RefSeq names its product trihelix transcription factor ENAP1-like. Gene Ontology annotation, cellular component: nucleus. Gene Ontology annotation, molecular function: transcription cis-regulatory region binding. The record is from RefSeq and is a predicted model, not a curated record. Lineage: Eukaryota; Viridiplantae; Streptophyta; Magnoliopsida; Ericales; Ebenaceae. The coding region runs from base 677 to 1672 and encodes 331 amino acids. The transcript has 4 exons.
UCGGGUUUGAUAUGGCAUGGCUGAUAGAGAAGGAUGAUGAUGACGAUAAAGAUCAACGGCUCAGAUCAUCUCACGUGCCUCCACCUUUGCAACCGAUUUGCGUACCUGCCCCAUUUAUACCGUUUUCUUCAACGCUUCUUGAGCUGCUGCUUUUAGCAAAAGAAUAAUCCGUCGCACCUGUGAUCUCAAGUAAAGCGAAAAGUUUCGCCCAGACGAAGAGAAGCAGAGGCCACUGCUUUGCAUUUCAGAGCAAGAGUACAUUCCUGUUCUAAGCUGUCAUUUCUUCCCUUCCUUUCUUCUUGUUUACCUUCCAUUAUUAUUGUAUGUGCAAUUGGGUUUUCUUUUAUCCGUUAGUUCUGUAUUGUUUAGGAUCAGGGCAGACCUAGUUUUCCAAGGAAUCGUAUAGGAAGCAUUCAAUUUUAGUCUUUGGUUUCUGAGUCCGUUCAAGUUCAACGUAGGAAAGAGUGGCGUUUUGCUUCUGUUCUUUCAUGGCUAAGUAAAGCGAUGAUGGCAAGUUAGGGUUUUGGUCGGUGGUGAAUUACUUCUUGUAUUGAUAGUAUAGUCCCCCGGGGGGGUGGGGGGAGCUUUGAAUUGUGGAUUAAGCCUCCCCCUGAAAAUUGCCUGUACGGGUAUUAUUUGGUGUCACCAUUGGCUGCCUUUUCUUGCAUUGAUUUCCAUGGAAACGGGAGGGGAAGAGAAGAGGGAGGUGGUUGUGGCAGUUACAAAAACGCUGGAUAAGAGUAAGAGGGAUGAGUGGAGUGAGGGAGCAGUCAUGAGUCUAUUGGAUGUGUAUGAAGCAAAAUGGUUGUUCCGAAAUCGGGCCAAGUUGAAAGGGAGUGAUUGGGAAGAUGUUGCCCGGCAAGUAUCAGCACGGGAUUGUGGCACAAAACUAGUUAAGAACCCAAAUCAGUGCAAGAACAAAAUUGAGGCAAUGAAGAAAAGGUACCGCAUGGAAUCAGCUGUUAAUAACCAUUCUGGUUCCUGUCAGUCAUGGCAAUUUUACGCUAGAAUGGAUAAAUUGAUGAAAGGGGCACUACCUCUGCAACCCAAGGUUGGAGAUGCGGGUACGAAUGAGGUGGUAGAGAUGGGAAGUUUGCAAGCUUUUCCAAAUUUAUCAGGCUAUCUGGGAAAUGAUACUAAGAAAGUAGAUAAUAACGGUCCUGCAGCCCCUACACAUGCUGAGUUCAUUGAGAAUAAAGCUUGCAAUUAUGAGAAAAUUGGAGUACAUGGACAGGGCCACGUUCGGGGUAGUAACCAAGAUGAUGGGUCUCAUACAGCUCCGUAUAACAGUGAAUUUGGUAGACCACAGAACCAGACAGCCAAUGUGAGUGAGAGGUUGUUGAAGAUAAAUUCUCUUAAGCGAAGGAAGACUAUGGGCAGUGAUGUUGCAGAGAGUAUUAGGAUGUUAUCUCGCUCAGUGUUGAAAGUUGAACAGGCCCGGAUAGAAAUGUACAAGGACUCAGAACGCCUCAGGGCAGAGGCAGAGAUCAAGCGAGCAGAACUGGACCUGAAACGGACUGAAAUAAUUGCAAAAACCCAGUUGCAGAUUGCCAAACUCUUUGUUAAGAGGGUGCACAACCAUAAUAAUAUAAGUGGCAAGUCAUCCUUCGUCGCUGAACACAUUGUCACAACAACUGCCAAGGAUAAAAACGAUUCUCAUUUCACUUUUUAGGCCGUAAGUGGAUCUUUGAAAUGCCAACCCAUAUGGCAGACCUCUAGAUACUGGCAGCUUGCAGGGGCAUGUGGGAGAAAAAGAUCGUGUAGGAACGUAGCACCUGUGUUUUCAGGUACUAAUUUAAUCAUGAUUUAUACUGUCCAUCAGCUCUGAGUGAUGGUAGAUGUUGCUAAUGUACUACAGAUUUUUUUUUUUUUUUUUUUGGCGUUUUUCUACUAAAACACCAGUAGAAGGAGAAACAGGCUGGCAUUUUAAUUGCAGGAUUUUCCAGUUCACUUCAUACAAGACAUAAUCUGGAGAAGUUGCAUACAUAUCAAUGGGCACAAAGUGCAUUAGAAAGUUGGAUUAGGAGGGUAAUCAAACAGAACCACUGUUCGAGUUCGGAUUGGAGACUGGUCACCUAUUGGUUGCUUGUGCCUUGGAACUUAUACAGAUAAUGUCACCUCCUCGAUGGGUAAGGAGCAUAUGCCAAAUUGCCAUACAAUUAGAUAAGAGGCCCGAAAUAUACAAGGCUAGAAUGUCACGUUCUGAAGCUCAAUAUUGAUGUAUUUUGACUCUAGAGGUUAUGUUUUUUGCAUCUUAAUGCCCAUGAACACGUUAAUGUAAUUAUAAGCUUGAAGUAUGACAAGAAGUAUGUUUUGGUAAGCAUGAUGAAUACCAAGUGCCCCCAGCUAGUUUGAACAA